AUGGAGAGCACCAUCAACACCGCAGGGAACACAAAGUCCGGCAUUUUGGGCAAAGAAAAUUAUUUCAAAGACACAUCUGCGUUGUUGAAGCUUUUGCAGCAAUCUUUCCACCAAAUAAGUAGCGUGCAAAACCUGGAAUCCCGGGUAAAAGUCGAGCUUCUCAUUGGAAAAACAUUCGAGGAGAAGAGAGUCACCAUCGAUGAUAAAGAUUUCACGACCAACAAAAUCCCCAACGAGGUCUACGACUCGUGA
Molecule: messenger RNA, 252 nt
Organism: Penicillium pulvis
Lineage: Eukaryota; Fungi; Ascomycota; Eurotiomycetes; Eurotiales; Aspergillaceae
Exons: 1
Coding region: 1-252 (83 amino acids)
Source: RefSeq, a predicted model, not a curated record